CUGUUAUAGGAGAAGUUCGUGAAACACCCGGCUAGUUCAGACAUUGUGUAACCUCUGUCAACCAAUCAGUGACUUGUGUCGCCGCUUUGCACACUCAUGAAGGAUCCUCACUGAAGGUCUGUUGAACAAAGCGCACGAGCGAGCGAACAACUAACGGCCAUCGGCUGAGCAUUUAAAUGCCCACCUGUCCGUCACUGUCCCACACGCUACACUUCUCCCUGAUCGACGACACGACUCCACCUGGAGGAAGACACUUUGACAAAGACCUUUUUUAAGCAUCAGUAGUGAUGGACUCCAGCAAGGCAGCACGUGUCUUCUUAAUUGUAUUUGUGGCCCUCCUAACGGUGGUUUGUCUGACGGAGGGAUGCGCGAUUCCACACAAAGCUAAGCAGCGCAGGAGCAAGAAGCCAGCGGUCAUCGUGAACCAGGAGGUCAAGGAGGUCAAGAAAGUGAUUUGCUACUCGGGGGCCGACUGCAUCAAGCGCCGCCACUGCGUCCGAGGAGCAGCGGAUGACGACUUCGGCUACUGUCAGCCCUUCCUUCGGACCGGCCACGUGUGCACUGUACCAGCGUUUACUGCAGUCAAGCCGCAUGAGAUCGUGAACGAGAGGCGCUGUGGAGUCGGCCUUGUAUGCACGCGAAUGGGUCAUCGAAAUUACCCCCACGAAAAACAUUGCACCAGCUUGUCAUAAAGAAAACAUUUUCUCGCCUAACCAUGACUGCUGAACAGCCAAACCUCAUCAUCAGUUAUAGAUGUGCAUAACAUCUGUAUAAAAACACAUUUUCAUCACAACAUUACUUUUUUUUUUAUCUUUGGAGCCACUGUUAACUUUUUAUUGUUAUAUGGGGUACAUGGAUAGAGUGUGUGAAUGUGAAGAGAUGAAUGUGUAUGCGUGUAUGCAUCCAUCAUAGCCAUACUUUUACCUGUAUCUUCGCUUUGGUAGGAUAUCUUCAAUUCAUCUUCAAGCUGGUUUGAUUUUCUUUUUUUCCUUGGAUGCACAUCCCAGAAACUUUAUCAAGUUUCUUUGACUGUUAAGACAAGUGUAAUGUGUUCUCAUUCUUAUUUUUGAAUUUACCAUUUUACACUUUCUAACUUAAUUGUUCGCAAAAGCAAUAGCAUAUAUUUAUUCGACAGAUUUUAGUUGACUGUUCUCAGCCAUGUACUCUCAAUGUAAAAAUUAAUUAUUUUCUUUAAUUAUAUAUAUUUACCUUAAAAUUUAUUUUUCCUGCAUUUCCUUGGUAUUUGUUUUCCUUGCACUAAGGAUUAAUUUACGUGACUUUUGUUAUUAUCUUCUAGCAUGAUCUUCAAUUUUCAUUUAGAGCUGCAGUACUAUCGUCUGCUGAAUGUAAGAAAUGCGCAUGCGCAGUACGACCGAUUUUGCUUCCCAUGGAACGAGAGUAUUUCGGCAAUUGUACAGCGCAUGCGUAGUAUACACUCAUCGAUGGUUGGAACGGAAGUAGAGGUUUAGUCUGUUAGCCACUGUUAGUUUCACAUAAACGUAAAGAGAUGACUGGACAUGAUCGCUGUUAUUUAUAAACUGUCGCAGCGUAAAAUUUAAAAAAUGGCAGGAGAAAAUUUAGUGUCAUGUUUUCCCAGUAAAGUAAAUGCUUAAAAUCUCGAAAGACAAAAAUUGUGGUUGGAAAUGAUACAAAUUGAGAAAUGGAGACAGAUCAAUGUGCACUUUCCUGUCUGCCUGAAACUCAGCUUUCGCGACAACGUUCUCUCGGACGUAAUCCAUUAAGUUAUAUGUAUUUAAUGUUGUUAUCGUUUGCACAAUCUGGGUAUAACAUUGCUUCCUAGAUAUGUGACCUAAACAGUGACAUCUUUGAUUUCAAUAUCAUUAUAUCCCUAUGUUGUAAAUUAUUGCUUACAUAUAGUAUGCUGUAUUGCUUGACUUUUGUUCAAGUGUCUGUUAAAGUGAAUGAUGUGGAUUUUCUGUUAGCAUUCCUUUUAUUUUAAAUGUCAUUGGUUUACUUUCCGUUUUAUUCUUUUGCUUAAUCAGAUGGGAGCAAAUUAAAAGAGAAACUAUCGACUUUAAAAAAACACACACGUACGCCUGCACUCCCACCCAACAUCAAUAUAUAGCUCCACAGUGUUGCACUCAUGGUUACUGUUUUGAAUGGUCACAACUGACAGCUUAAACCCACAAUGCAAUGUGUGCUCUGUUUAUCUGCAUGGGCCAACAAGCUAUGCAUAGAACUUUUUGUCUCAGCAUGAAUGUCUAAUUGCCUGAAAUCGAAUUUUGUGAACUUUUCGCCAAUCCUUCAAGGACUUGAAAUAAUUUACCAUUUCUCACUCUAUUCCGACUUAAAGUUGACUGGGUAAUUUAUGAAUUCAUCAAAAAUGGUCCAGAUAACUAAUUUUUUUAAAAUUAAGUAAAAAUAAAAUAAUGAAUAAUAUGAAGUCAAUGGUUUAUAUUAACAAUAUUUUGUGAUUUUUUUCCCUUUUUAUCUGAAACCCAAAGUGUAGCAUUUGAACAAUGAAGAAUGCUGUUUGUAAUAGAAACGUUAUACAAUAAAAAUAAUUAUACCAAUAAA
This is a messenger RNA of Pomacea canaliculata, 2538 nucleotides long. RefSeq lists its product as uncharacterized. The transcript is spliced from 4 exons. NCBI's taxonomy places the organism in Eukaryota, Metazoa, Mollusca, Gastropoda, Architaenioglossa, Ampullariidae. The coding region runs from base 288 to 692 and encodes 134 amino acids. The record is from RefSeq and is a predicted model, not a curated record.